AUGAUCGCCAGCCCUCUAAACGUGAUCCUCAGCGUGGGAAUCGGGGCAAUGGUGCUGUAUGCCAUGGUCCUGCUUGCUCGCAGAAGGGUUCAUGGGCCACUACCCCCUGGCCCGCCGGGAAAACCAAUUCUGGGUAAUAUUUAUGAUCUGCCGCCUCCAGGGGCGCAAGAUUGGAUGCAUUGGUUGAAAUUCAAAGAUCGUUACGGACAAAUCAGUUCUAUCUCUGUCAUGGGCCAGACCAUCGUGAUUUUGAAUCAUCAUCAAAUUGCGAUGGAAUUGCUGGGUAAGCGGUCCGCAAUAUAUUCCUCGCGGCCGAAUCUCGUAUUUGCGUCACAGAUGGUGGGUUGGGAGCAUAUUCUGGCAAUGCAAACUUACUCCGACCGGUUACGUGCCUAUCGCAAAGCAAUGCAGCCAUAUCUCGGCUCGGAGACUGCUGUGUCUCAAUAUAAUGAAUUGCAAGAGGUGGAGAGCCAUCGAUUUUUAUUACGUGUACUAAAAGAUCCGAAGAAUUUGAUCCAGCAUAUUUCAACGGAGGCGGGUGCAGUCAUUCUCAAGAUAGCAUAUGGCUAUACCAUUGAACCAGACAAGAUGGACCCAUUGGUUCAUAUUGCAAAAAUGGCACUUGAGCAAUUUUCUGUCGCUGGAACUCCGGGUGCCUGGUUGGUGGACGUAUUUCCGGCCUUGAGAUACAUCCCCUCUUGGUUCCCUGGGGCCGGAUUCAAGCGAACUGCGCAAGUUUGGAAACAAAAUCUUCAGCAUGUUGCUGAUAAGCCUUAUGCCUUUGUGCGACAGCGAAUGGAAAGUGGCAACUAUGAUCCGUCUUAUCUGUCCAACCUAUUUGAAGCAGGCGGAUACCCACCAAAUGGAACAGAAGAAGAAAUGAUUGCGAAAUGGACAGCCGCAUCGUUAUAUACAGGCGGCGCUGACACGACCGUCUCUUCUGUUCAGACCUUUUUCCUGGCCAUGACCCUUUACCCAGAGGUACAACGUAAAGCACAAGAGGAGAUUGACCGAAUUUUGGGCGGUGCUCGACUGCCCACGGUGGUCGAUCGUGCAAGCCUCCCUUACGUCGAUGCUGUAGUGAAGGAGACCCUUCGAUGGCAUCCUGUAGCGCCAAUGGGGAUUCCACACAUGUCAGUCAAGGAUGACAUGUAUGAAGGUCAUCUUAUUCCUGAGGGGUCCUUGGUUUUGGCCAACAUCUGGGCCUUUGCGCACGAUACCGAAGUCUAUCAUGAGCCAAUGAAGUUUAAGCCUGAGCGCUUUUUGAAUGUUGAUGGCCGGGAGCCUGAAUUGGACCCGCGUACCUUCGUCUUUGGGUUCGGUCGGCGCAUAUGCCCUGGUCGCAUUUUGGCCGACUAUGCCCUUUACUUGAUUAUCUCCCGGUCACUGGCAGUGUUUGAUGUCAGAAAAGAGGUCAGAAAUGGUCACGAGGUACAUGUUGAGCCUGAGUUCAGACCUGGGGUGAUUAGCCAUCCGCUUUCUUGGGAGUUCAAUAUCAAACCCCGAUCGGCCAGCUGUGAAGCGCUGAUCAGAUCAGUGGAAGAAACCAACCCUUGGAGGGGAAGCGAUGCAGCUGCCCUGGAUACUUCCUGA
This is a messenger RNA of Penicillium roqueforti, 1593 nucleotides long. Its product is annotated as cytochrome P450. Gene Ontology annotation, molecular function: iron ion binding; oxidoreductase activity, acting on paired donors, with incorporation or reduction of molecular oxygen; heme binding. The transcript is spliced from 7 exons. Bases 1 to 1593 code for a protein of 530 amino acids. Lineage: Eukaryota; Fungi; Ascomycota; Eurotiomycetes; Eurotiales; Aspergillaceae. The record is from RefSeq and is a predicted model, not a curated record.